Molecule: messenger RNA, 2040 nt
Organism: Octopus sinensis (East Asian common octopus)
Lineage: Eukaryota; Metazoa; Mollusca; Cephalopoda; Octopoda; Octopodidae
Exons: 1
Coding region: 1-2040 (679 amino acids)
Biological process (GO): cell surface receptor signaling pathway; G protein-coupled receptor signaling pathway
Cellular component (GO): membrane
Molecular function (GO): G protein-coupled receptor activity
Source: RefSeq, a predicted model, not a curated record
AUGGGAACUUUUAUUCAAUCGUUUGUAAUUUUACUUCCACUGCUCUCAAAUAUUAUAUCACAUGCAACAUACUUCAACAACUGUAGCCCAGCUUUGUGUUCUGUUACUCCCACACUUGGCAUACCUAAACGUUGUUCGUGUCACCAAUACUGCAACCUCUACAGUGAAUGUUGUUCUGACAUUAUUAAUAAGACAACUUUUUAUCACAAACAACCCUAUCGAUCAUCAUAUUAUAGUUGUAAAGACGCUGAUGGCUCGUAUUAUUAUCAAAUUGAUCGUUGUCCACCUAACUAUGAUGUUAUGGAAUACGUAAACAAUUGUGAAAAUCCUGACUCAGAUGAUCAACUACAAAACAUACCUGCUUUUGGUAAAACAAGUAAAAUACUCUAUAGGAACCUAUAUUGCGCUCUGUGUCAUGAAGAGGAAUUUAUUCUUUGGAAUCUUUUAUAUAAAUGUGAAUUCAGGCCCAAUGUAAGCUUCGAAGAUAUUACAAGUUAUGUCAAGAAUAGAUGCCAGUCAACUCUGAAACCUCCAUCAGAAGAUCUGGAGAAAUAUUUGUAUUCUUGUAUUCCAUAUAUUUCGAACUGUCCUCAUGGUAACAAUAACACGGAACAAAGAAUCGCAUGUGAAUCACAGCCCAUAGCGUUAAUAUAUUUAGAUAAGGAAGAAUAUUUUAUACGUACCAAAUAUAAACAUUUCAGGUUUUACAAAAACCGAGGCUGCGCCACAUGCAACGGGGUUUCUGAGGUUCCGUGUAAAGUGCCCUAUCCUAAAGCUAACGUGAAAGUUCUCCCUACGGUUUUAACAGUCCUUUUCAAUUAUCAUACAAAUUCUAUAAAGGUAACUGAUAAGUCCACUGCAAAGAAGCAUACACUGGUGGAGUUGCCAUCGUGUCCAAAACAAGCUGUCUACGAUAUCAAUACCAAUCAAUGUCGACAAGUUAUCUACCAUCCUCAACUAAACUGUACGACAACGAGUUUAAAUGAAUCGGAAUACUACAUCACCAACGAUGGUCGUCUCUACUUAAAUAAUACCCAACGUUUGCUGAACCAAUCAGAAUUCAUUCGUGAUUCUCAAGGUAUAAUAAGUAUCUGUGUAAACAAUGGUACCAAUAAGAUAUCAAAUAUCAAUGAUAUGUCAAAAUAUUCCGUAGCUGGGAGCUAUAUCACAUUAGUAGGACUCGUAAUCUAUAUUCCAGCUCUAGCAAUCACUAUUAUAGUCUAUAUCUGUAUACCUGAUCUCCGUACCUUACCAGGUAAAUUACUCAUUAGUCUUUUGUCAGCACUGUUUGUAGCUGAGCUUCUAUUUCUUAUCUCAUCACAAGUCACUACAUCUACAGUGCUGUGUAAAUCUUUAGCUGUUGUCAUGCAUUAUGCAUUUUUAGCGACUUUCUUCUGGAUGAAUGUCAUGUCAUUUGAUGCCUGGCACACUUUCUCAGGAUUUAUGCAGCUUCGAAGAAAAGGAAAAGGCACCAAGAGGCUUGCAUUGUAUUCCUUGUAUGCUUGGAUAUGUCCACUUGUAAUAGUAUCUGUAUCACUGAUAUUUGAGAACACACCUGGAAAUCAUGGUCUUUCUCCAGAAUAUGGAAUUGGUAUUUGCUGGAUUACAAAUGGAAAAAGUCUCCUAUGGUUUUUUGCGAUCCCCAUAAUGAUAAUUUUAUGCCUUAAUAUCAUAGCGUUUAUACUCACAAUCAGAGGGCUCUAUAUGGCCAACAAACUUUCUUCAAAAUUUUUAUCAGAACAUAAUAAACAGGAGUUCAUCAUUUCCAUAAAACUAUUCCUUGUAAUGGGACUUACAUGGACAUUCGCUUUUUUGUAUACAUUUACAAACAUUGAAGAAGUUUCUCUGUUAUUUUCUAUAUUAAACUCAUUCGUUGGACUAUUUAUUUGUUUAUCGUUUCUAUCAACAAAGAUUGUUCGUCGAAGCAUUCUUCGUAAUUUGCACAAAAUUUCAAAGUUGCCAACAAAAGAAUUUACUGAUGUUUCUUCUGUUUCUGAAACAAUGUCAAUGGAUAUAUCUACCAAAAGUUCAGGUAAUUAA